This is a messenger RNA of Colius striatus (speckled mousebird), 4700 nucleotides long. RefSeq lists its product as uncharacterized. The record is from RefSeq and is a predicted model, not a curated record. Gene Ontology annotation, molecular function: lipid binding. NCBI's taxonomy places the organism in Eukaryota, Metazoa, Chordata, Aves, Coliiformes, Coliidae.
AUGUGUGUGCACCUCUCUGUGUGUGUGCAGAUGAGGGACAUGCCUGUUGUACCCAUGUGUGUGCACGUGCAGGUGAGGGAUGUGAUUGUGUACUCACAUGUGUGUGCAGGUGUCUGUGCAGGUGAGGAACAUGUAUGUGCACCCAUGUGUGUGCACCCACGGGUGUGUACAGCUGAGGGACACGUUUGUGCACCUCUGGUUGUGCACCACAUCCGUGAGCCGGGGAGGGACGUGUGUGUGCACCACUGCGCGUGCACGGGCACACACGAGUGCGUGUGCACGGCGGCUCCCGGUUCUCCCAGUCCCUCCCCAUUUCCCCAGCCCGGUUCUCCCGGUCUCUCCCCACUCUCCCCAUUUCCCCCGCCCGGUCCUCCCGGUCCCUCCCCAUCACUCCCCUCCCCCGGCCCGGUUCUCCCGGUCUCCCCCCUGCCCAGCCCGGUUCUCCCGGUCUCUCCUCAUCUCUCCCCAUCUCCCCUGGCCUGGUUCUCUCGCUCCCUCCCCGUCUCCCCCCGUCCGAUUCUCCUGGUCUCUCCCCAUCUCUCCCCUCCCCCUGCCCGGUUCUCCCAGUCCCUCCCCAUUUCCCCCGCCCGGUUCUCCCGGUCUCUCCCCAUUUCCCCCGCCCGGUUCUCCCGGUCCCUCCCCAUUUCCCCCGCCCGGUUCUCCCGGUCCCUCCCCAUCUCUCCCCUCCCCCGCCAGCGUCGCGGGGCCGCCCCCGUCCCUGCCGUCCCUCCCUCGGCCGCCGCCUCCCGGUGCCCGCCCCGCCGCCGGUGCCCCCGCCCCGGCCCCAUCUCGCCCCGCGCUCCGGGCGGCUCCGGCGCCGCUGCUGCCGAUGCUGCCGCUGCUGCUGAUGCUGCCGAUGCCGCCGCCGUGACGGGCUCGGCCGCCACCCUCGGCACCGGCAGCGGGGCUGGGGGGGGUGGUGGGAUUGGGAACGACUGGCGUGUGUGUGUGUGUGUGGGGAGGGGGGCGCUGUCGCUGUCGCUGUCGCGAGGGGCCAUGUCGGCUCGCGACAGUGUCCAGAUCCCCGACGACCGGGACUUCGGCGCGUUCCGAGCGGAGUGUAAAUCGGAGCGGGGCUGGAGCCUGACCUACAGCAAAGCGGCGCUGGCCGUGUGGGUGCAGCUGCUGGAGCCCGAGCGCUCCCUCCAUAAGAUCAAGUGCAGGAUGGAGUGCCAGGACGUGCCAGCUGCCACCCUGUACGACGUGCUGCACGACACCGAGUACCGCAGCAAGUGGGACACCAACGUCAUCGAGACCUUCGACAUCGGCCGCCUCACCGUCAACUCCGACGUGGGCUACUAUGCCUGGAGGUGUCCCAAGCCCCUGAAGAACAGGGAUGUCAUCACCCUGCGCUCCUGGCUGCCCAUGGGCAGUGACUACAUCAUCAUGAACUACUCUGUCAAGCACCCGAAGUACCCCCCAAGGAAGGACAUGGUGAGGGCUGUCUCCAUCCAGACCGGGUACCUGAUCGAGGGCACGGGGCCCAAGAGCUGCACCAUCACCUACCUGGCACAAGUGGACCCCAAAGGUUCUCUGCCAAAGUGGGUGGUGAACAAAUCCUCCCAGUUCCUGGCUCCCAAGGCCAUGAAGAAGAUGUACAAGGCUUGCCUCAAGUACCCAGAGUGGAAGCUGAAGCACCAGCCCGAGUUCAAGCCGUGGCUGUUCCCGGAGCAGAGCCGGCUGCCCGCGCUGGCCCUGGCGGAGCUGUCGCUGCAGCACGCCGACUCGCUGGAGAACAUCGACGAGAGCGCCCUGGCCGAGGCCAAGGAGGAGGCCAGCGAUGAGGACAGUGUCAACUGACCCCCCCUGGAACCCCUGACACCCCCCUGACCCCCCCUGAGUGUGCCUGAGCCCCCUGGACCCCCCUGAAGCCCCCUGAGUGUGCCUGACCCCCCUGGACACCCCCUGGACACCCCCUGGACACCCCCUGGCCGAGGCCAAGGAGGAGGCCAGCGAUGAGGACAGUGUCAACUGACCCCCCCUGGAACCCCCUGACACCCCCCUGACCCCCCCUGAGUGUGCCUGACCCCCCUGGACACCCCCUGGACACCCCCUGAGUGUGCCUGAUGCCCCUGGACACCCCCUGGACACCCCCUGGACACCCCCUGGCUGAGGCUAAAGGGGAGGCCAGUGAUGAGGACAGUGUCAACUGACCCCCCCUGGAACCCCCUGACACACCCCUGACCCCCCUGAAUGUGCCUGAGCCCUCUGGACCCCCCUGACCCCCCCUGAGUGUGCCUGACUCCCCUGGACACACCUGACCCCCCCUGAAGCCCCCUGAAUGUGCCUGAUGCCCCUGAACACCCCCUGAACACCCCCUGGCUGAGGCUCAGGAGGAUGCCAGUGAUGAGGACAGUGUCAACGGACCCCCCUGGACCCCCUGACACCCCCCAAAAGCCCCCUGAAUGUGCCUGAGCCCCCUGGACCUCCCUGACCCCCCCUGAAUGUGCCUGAUGCCCCUGGACACCCCCUGGACACCCCCUGAACACCCCCUGGCUGAGGCUAAAGGGGAGGCCAGCAACGAGAACAGUGUCAACUGACCCCCCCUGGAACCCCUUGACACCCCUCAAAGCCCCCUGAAUGUGCCUGACUCCCCUGGACCCCCCUGAAGCCCCCUGAAUGUGCCUGAUGCCCCUGGACACCCCUUGGACACCCCCUGGCCAAGGCCAAUAAGGAGGCCAGUGAUGAAGACAGAAUCAACUGACCCCCCCUGGAAGCCUCUGACACUCCCCAAAAGCCCCCUGAACCUGCCUGACCCCCCCGGACACCCCAUGGACACCCCCUGGCUGAGGCUCAGGAGGAGGCCAGUGAUGAGGACAGUGUCAACUGACCCCCCCUGGAACCCCUGACACACCCCAAAAGCCCUCUGAAUGUGCCUGACCCUCCUGGACACCCCCUGAACACCCCCUGGCUGAGGCUAAAGGGGAGGCCAGUGAUGAGGACAGUGUCAACUGACCCCCCCUGGAACCCCCUGAAGCCCCUUGAACAUGCCUGACCCCCCUGGACACCCCUGACCCCCCCUGAAGCCCCCUGAAUGUGCCUGACCCCCCCCUGGACCCCCUCUGAACACCCCCUGGCUGAGGCUCAGGAGGAGGCCAGUGAUGAGGACAGUGUCAACUGACCCCCCCUGGAACCCCCUGACACCCCCCUGAACCUGCCUGAAUGUGCCUGACUCCCCUGGAACCCCCUGAACCUGCCUGACCCCCUUGAACCCCCCCUGACCCCCCCUGAACGUGCCUGACCCCCCUGGACCCCCCUGAACCUGCCUGACUCCCCUGGACACCCCCUGAACACCCGCUGGCUGAGGCUAAAGAGGAGGCCAGCGAUGAGGACAGUGUCAACUGACCCCCCCUGGAACCCCCUUACACCCCCCUGAAGCCCCCUCAAUGUGCCUGAGCCCCCUGGACCUCCCUGACACCCCCUGAAUGUGCCUGAUGCCCCUGGACACCCCCUGGCUGAGGCUGAAGAGGAGGCCAGUGAUGAGGACAGUGUCAACUGACCCCCCCUGGAACCCCCUGACACCCCCCUGAACCUGCCUGACGCCCCUGGACCCCCCUGACCCCCACUGAAUGUGCCUGACCCCCCUGGAACCCCCCCUGAACAUCCCCUGCCCGAGGCUCAGGAGGAGGCCAGUGACAAGGACAGCAUCAUCUGACCCCCCCCUGAGCCCCCCUGACCCCCUCUGAUCCCCACUGAACACCCCCAGACCCCCUCAGGACUCUUUUGCCCCUGGACCCACCUCCCCAAUCAUCCCUCACCCCCCCCACUUAUGAUUUGGGGAGACUCCCCCCCACAAGACACACGCUGCUGUGACCCCCCCACGGGGGCAGUGGGACCAUGGAGGGGUCUCCCCAGGCCAGUAGCUGCCCCCCCAAACCCAGGGGGUCUCAGGGGGCUCCUGGCACCUCCAGAUGUACUGAGGGGGGGCUCCUGGCACCUCCAGAUGUGCUAUGGGGGGGGUCUCAGGGGGCUCUUGGUACCUCCAGAUGUGCUGGGGGGGGUCUCAGGGGGCUCCUGACACCUCCAGAUGUGCGGAGGGGGUCUCAGGGGGCUUCUUGCACCUUCAGAUAUGCUGACGGGGGGGUCUCAGGGGGCUCCUGGCACCUCCAGAUGUGCUGGGGGGGGUCUCAGGGGGCUCCUGGCACUUCCAGAUGUACUGAAGGGGGGGUCUCAGGGGGCUCCUGGCACCUCCAGAUAUGCUGGAGGGGUCUGAGGGGCCUCCUGGCACUUCCAGAUGUGCUGAGGGGGGGUCUCAGGGGGCUCCUGGCACCUCCAGAUGUGCUGGGGGAGGUCUCAGGUGGCUCCUGUCACUUCCACAUGUGCUGGGGGGGGUCUCAGGGGGCUUCUGGCACCUCCAGAUGUGCUGAGGGGGGGUCUCAGGAGGCUCCUGGCACCUCCAGAUGUGCUGGGGGGGUCUCAGGGGGCUUCUUGCACCUUCAGAUAUGCUGACGGGGGGGUCUCAGGGGGCUCCUGGCACCUCCAGAUGUGCUGGGGGGGGUCUCAGGGGGCUCCUGGCACUUCCAGAUGUACUGAAGGGGGGGGUCUCAGGGGGCUCCUGGCACCUCCAGAUAUGCUGGAGGGGUCUGAGGGGCCUCCUGGCACUUCCAGAUGUGCUGAGGGGGGGUCUCAGGGGGCUCCUGGCACCUCCAGAUGUGCUGGGGGAGGUCUCAGGUGGCUCCUGUCACUUCCACAUGUGCUGG